GUGAGCGGAGAGACACAUACCACACACACUUGCACAAUAGAGUGUUUUUUUUCCUUCUCCUUUAGUCCUCUGUAUUUUAUAAUUUGUAGCUGUCAUUUUUACGUUUUGUUUUUCCUCUCCCCCCUCUGACUCCCCCGCUUCUGUGUAUCCCUUUCUGUUAAUCAUCCGUCUUUGGUAUAUUCACAUAUAUAACUAUGAGCUUUGUUGAAGACCGAAGCUUCAUGAAAGAAGGUGAGGUGCUGAGGUUCACUUGUUUAUACAUGUUUUGUUUGUGUACAAGUUAAUAAUUUUUAGGCUUUUGUUGAUGAUUCAGCUAAAAGGGUUGUUUUUAUUCCCUAAAAGUUGAUUUAAUUGUAGGAGUUUGUAAAGGAAGGGGUUGCUUAUUUGAAACCUCUUUGUUAAGGAAAUUCAAAAAUCUCAAAACCCCUUUAUUAUUUGUUAAGGGGACAUGGGAGAAGCCAUGGAUUUGGGGGAUGGUUGUUAUACUGGUAAUUACAAUAACAAUAGUAAAGGUAAUAGUAGUGAUAAUACUUGUUGUUAUCAAGGCGGUGAAUUAAUGGAAGCACUUGAACCUUUUAUCAAGAGUCCUUCCCCUGUAGCGGAAGCAGCAGCAGGACCUCCUCCUGCUUCAUUUUAUUCUUCUUUGACUUGUUCAUCUUCUUCUUCUCCCUCUUUCCCUUACCGGAGUUGUCCUAUGCCAGUGACAGCAGCAGCAGCAGCAGCACCAUAUUAUUAUUAUUAUGACACAUACAACUCUCAGUCUCUAUCUUUCUCUCCUCCUGCUGCGGCUGCGGCUGCUACUAAUUUGUACCCCUCCUCCUCCUCCUCUUCCACAAAUAUUCUUGGAUCAGGUGAUGAGUUUGGGUCACAUGCAAGUUGUAUCGGACUGAACCAGCUGAGCCCAUCACAGAUCCACCAAAUCCAGGACCAAAUCAAUCAGCAAUAUCAACAGCAGCAGCUUCAGUGGCCACCCCAGCGUCAGCGGACACUUAAUUUCCACGACCCCAACCCCACUCCCGUCGCCCCACCCAAACCCGGAAAGCUAUACAGGGGAGUUCGACAAAGGCACUGGGGGAAAUGGGUCGCUGAGAUCCGAUUACCCAAGAACCGGACCCGCCUCUGGCUGGGUACAUUCGAUACAGCCCAAGAAGCCGCUCUGGCAUACGACAUGGCCGCUUACAAGCUCAGGGGAGACUCGGCUCGCCUCAACUUCUCACACUUGUCCGGAAACUUCGGAGACUACAAGCCGCUUCAUGCAGCUGUCGAAGCCAAGCUUCAAGCCAUAUGUCAGACUUUGGCGGACGGAAACAACAACAAGAAGCAGCAGCCGUCUAAGACAAAAAAACUUGAUGUUAAGCUGGAGGGAAGCUCCGAUACGAAUUCGGAUGGACCCGAAUUUGGGCAAGAUGAUGAGACGGCUUGGGAAUUGGGCUCAGCCCAAAACUUCAUGCUACAAAAAUAUCCAUCUUAUGAAAUCGACUGGGCUUCUAUUGAGGAGUAGCCCUGUCAUCUUUAUUUACUUUUUCUUGUUUUAUUUACUUUAGCUAGCGCAAGCCCGUGGUCUGCAGUGAACUUUUUGGCAAUUGCAGAGGCGGCUUAUAUAUACUCGUAUUUUCUUGGUGUGUCCAAGUUGGUCAGCUCAUUUUUUUGCUAGACCAAUGUAAUUUGUAUUAUUAUGUCAAUCAAGUUAUUUUACUCCUAGUCAUCUUAA
Messenger RNA from Daucus carota subsp. sativus, 1711 nucleotides. Its product is annotated as ethylene-responsive transcription factor ERF060. Gene Ontology annotation, molecular function: sequence-specific DNA binding; DNA-binding transcription factor activity. Lineage: Eukaryota; Viridiplantae; Streptophyta; Magnoliopsida; Apiales; Apiaceae. The record is from RefSeq and is a predicted model, not a curated record. The transcript has a single exon. Gene Ontology annotation, cellular component: nucleus. Bases 449 to 1501 code for a protein of 350 amino acids. Gene Ontology annotation, biological process: regulation of DNA-templated transcription.